CGCCUCGGUCACCUCGGUCUUCAGAGCAGACGACGUUGAGCCACUGCUCGGAGCAGACGAUAUUCGGGUUCUCGAAUCGCCGUUGGCAUUCUCGGAGGCUAUAUCUAAAAAGCUAUAGAAGCGUCUCUACAAAGUCGUUUUGCAAGCUGCGAUCGAGAGCGGCCACCUGCAGAAAAAAACAACCGGACCAGCUGCGGCUAGCAGGCGACCUUUCUUCUUUCUGAAGCAGACGACGCGUCCCGAAUAAAACCACAAGAUGGCGCUGUUCCCGCUGCUGCAACGCAACCUGUUGGGCGGCUCGGAGCUGGCAAGACACCUAUUCGAUGACGACUUUGGAGGUUCCUUCCUGGACGGCGAGCUUUUUGACCCGCCGUUCUACCACCAGAGGUUCUACAUCCAACCCCGACACCAGGAGCCGGCCCUCAACAGCGUCCGUCCGUCGCAGCAGGGCGCCUCGGUCGCCUGCACUCCGGACAAGUUCGCCAUUCGCGUGGACACCCGGCACUUCGCGCCGGAAGAGAUCAGCGUCAAGACGCAGGACAACUGCGUCAUCAUCCACGGCAAACACGAAGAGAAGUCGGACGACCGCGGCUGCUACGUGAAGCGCGAGUUCACCCGCCGCUACGUCCUCCCCGAAGACGUCGACCCCCAGACCGUCAAGUGUCACCUGACCCAGGGAGGCCUCCUGGCGCUCGAAGCUCCGCGCAAGAACCCCAAGAAAGAGGAGCCCAAGACGAUCGCCAUUGACGUCAAACACGAGGGCAAGAAGGCCUAAGAAAAUGGAGAGGAAUUAGCUCUAUAUAUGUUUGGUUUUUAGUGUAAUUGCCUCUUGGAAAGACACGUUUGAGAACUCGCUCCGUGACAGACGACAUGGUCAUCUGUAGCUAUAUGUCAUUCGGUAACGCUGGAAGAAUCCGAUGGAACUGAUUAGGCUUAACAGCUCUUCCAUGGUUUAACACUUCACUUGUUCACUAGGAUUUUGGUGGUACAU
Messenger RNA from Rhipicephalus sanguineus (brown dog tick), 991 nucleotides. Its product is annotated as alpha-crystallin A chain. NCBI's taxonomy places the organism in Eukaryota, Metazoa, Arthropoda, Arachnida, Ixodida, Ixodidae. Gene Ontology annotation, biological process: protein refolding; response to heat. Bases 257 to 775 code for a protein of 172 amino acids. Gene Ontology annotation, molecular function: protein folding chaperone. The record is from RefSeq and is a predicted model, not a curated record. The transcript is spliced from 2 exons.